AUGAUAGGCUUGAUGUGGGUCGAGCCUUACUAUCUGGUCAUUGUGGAUGCGGAUGAAAAGGUGCAUCUCAUCGAUAUCAUGCAGGGAGAAGUAGCUGUGGAAGACGCUUCUGCAAUUCAAUUGGCAUACGGCACCGCUGAUUUUAAGGGUUUAUCAACUGGAGGUAAUGUUAGCGCUGCGCUGGAUUAUUUAGCAAAUUCAGUGUGCUAUCAGUCGUACUGUCGAGUUGGGCCCAUAGCCUAUCUGUUGGGUCAGUCGGCUGUGUAUGAAAUCACCGUAAGCGACCAAAUCGCGCAGCUUGAAAAUUUUAUUAAUCGGGGCGAAGUAAUUUCUGCUGUUCUCUUUGCACUGGAUAUAUUUGUGGGAAAAAUUGGCUGUCGGUCAAGGCGAGCAAAUAUGAGGCAUGUUGUUUCGGCUUGCAUGCCCGAUCUCGUCCAGACGCUCCUCACCCUCACAACAACGGGUCUCGAAAAUGGCAAAGUUGUACAACUGAUUGAUCAUUAUAAGAAGCAUAUUCAGUUGCUAGUAAAAGCUUGCAUUACAACCGGCCGCUUCGAUCUACUUUACAACACCAUCUAUGCGAGCCUAGCGAAAGAUGCUCUUUCAAAAGCAAUAUUUUUCGAAUUCAUCGACGAGAUGGUUUUGGAUGGCAAAUUUGAAAAUCCACCUCCCGCACUGGUUUCGGACUAUUUUCAUCAUCUGAUCGCCGAAGGAAAUUUAAGUCAAUUUGAAGCAGCUGUAGUGCGCAUUCGUGUUGAUAAGCAAGACAUACACUUUGUAAUGACCACCUGU
Messenger RNA from Gongylonema pulchrum, 792 nucleotides. The record is from the annotation of a GenBank genome assembly. NCBI's taxonomy places the organism in Eukaryota, Metazoa, Nematoda, Chromadorea, Rhabditida, Gongylonematidae.